UGAAAGCGAAGAGGCCCAAUAAGACAUGUCCCCGUCCAGGCGUUUGCCCUACAGCAAUAUUAUUGACGGUGUACCGAGGUGUCCAUUCACUACCCCUGCAACUGUAAGGCAAGCUCUAGAUUUUGUGCCCCAGAAAGGUGACCUCCUGCAGUCGUCAUUCCCCCGAAGUGGCACCCAUUGGGUUCAGUACAUCACCCAGCUGAUACUGGCGGAAGAGGAGCCCAUCAACUCAUACGAGGAGUUCUCGCAGCGCGUGAAUUUCAUUGAAUAUCGCUCGGACCUCAAUGCCUACGAAGCCAGUAGACCGGUGCGAAACUUUUGCACUCACCUGCCACUGCGCAAGGAGAAGCUUAAUGGGGAGGCAAAGUAUAUCUAUGUCGCCCGUAACCCUUGGGACGUCUGCGUCUCACUUUACCACCACAUGUCUGACAUGAGCAUGUAUCGCUUUGAAGACGGCACUUUCGACGACUUUGUGGAGGCCUUUUUGACGGGGUCGCACGGCUACGGCUGCUACUUCCAGCACGUGAUGCAGGGCUACUCCCUGAAGGACGAACCGAACGUUCUCUUUCUCACGUACGAAGAACUGAAGAAGCACCCUCGCAAUACCAUACUUCGUCUGGCAAGCUUCAUUGCCGAACGCUACGAGAAAAUGCUGCGGCAAGUCAACGCGGAGGGACAAGACCGGCUAGACGUGAUGCUCGCGAGAAGUAGCACGGAGAACAUGCGACGGGUGAUGGUCUUCAACCUCAGCAAACAUCCCCUGCCGGAGGUGGACAAGCAGCUGAAGAUAUUAGACGUCUCGUCCAGGGCAGCUUACGAAGGGGAUCCCAAACGCCAUACAUUCAUUAGGAAGGGUGCCGUUGGUAAUUGGAAGCAGCAUUUCACGCGGGAGCAACUAAGCCUUAUGGAAACCACUAUCGUAGAAAAAACACGCGGAUCUGAUGUCAUGAGCCUUUGGAAUGAUAUACGACAAGAGGCGCUGGGAAUGUGUUCAAUGGUGAUGGCCAAGCUUGACUGAAUCGUGGAUGGCUAAUGCGUUUGCUCCAGAAAUUGUGGUUGGGAAAUCUGUGUUGACACGGCCAGGUACAGAGGCAUCCUUCCCCACAUGACUACAACAUGAACACGCCCCAAUGCAAUAAUAAAAUUCGCUGCCUCAUGCUGUGCAAAGAAGUUCCCGAGGAACUUGUGAGCAAAGGGGCGAAAUUUGCGCACUGUUGAAGCGGCAUGUGUGGAAAGAACCAUUGUAUCUUUGCUUCUUCGACGUCCAAUUUUUUUCUACCUUUACAACAUAUCUUCGAGCAUGUCUUAAAUGCUACGUAUUUAAUAAAAUAACGGAAUGUGGUUAAAAAUACCAGUUCUUUAUGAAGUACGUUGUUAAUAGAAAAUAAAAUUUAGGCACGAAUGAAGAAACAACGUGUCUCCUUUGAAUUUCCUUUUUUGAGGUCUCUGGAGACGCCCAGGUCUCCUGGGAGUCUCCAGACUCAGCAAU
This is a messenger RNA of Dermacentor silvarum, 1489 nucleotides long. Its product is annotated as amine sulfotransferase. The record is from RefSeq and is a predicted model, not a curated record. The transcript has 2 exons. The coding region runs from base 26 to 1018 and encodes 330 amino acids. Gene Ontology annotation, biological process: sulfation. NCBI's taxonomy places the organism in Eukaryota, Metazoa, Arthropoda, Arachnida, Ixodida, Ixodidae. Gene Ontology annotation, cellular component: cytoplasm. Gene Ontology annotation, molecular function: sulfotransferase activity.